AAAGUAUUUACAAUAAUGAAAAGUCUACGGGAAUGGCAGUUUAUUGUUUUAUCCAUUUUAGCCAUUGCAAAGGCCCUGGACUAUGAUGAGAGGAAAGAACGUUAUAGCUCAUCAGUUUUGGGCCUAAUGAAAUUGUACGAACUGGAACAGCAAUAUAUUAAAACACUUCAAGUAUAUGCAGUAGAAAGGAACAAUAGCAUUUUGACCAAAUAUCUAAGUUCGAUUGAACUCAAUAAUGUUAACAAGAAAAGUUAUAGAGAACGUGAAGAGCAUGUGUCCAACAUAUUGAAUGCCUUCACCUUAAUCAGACGCACGCAUCAGGAUUGGCCCAAAUGGCAAAAGUUCAUGAAAACAAUUUUGAAUGCCAGCGAAAUGGUAAAAUUGAAUGCGAUUGUAUCUCAAGCGCCCGAUAAACAGGAUAUGAAAGAGAUGCUUGAGAAUAUGCAACGUGCUGAGAAAAUUAAUAAUCUCCAUGCUGUGGAUUUAGUGCAAGGACGUUUGCUGCACAAGAAAUACGAAAUUAGACUUUCCAUGCGCGAUUGUGUGGCUAUUGGUCGACAUAAAUACGAAAUAGGAGACUAUGCCAGAGCUCUUAUGUGGUAUGAUUCGGCUAGCAAAUCAACAAAAAAUGAAUUUAUUGACAUAUUAGACGAUCCUGAAGCAGACCUUAAGCAGUUAUAUGCCGAAACUAUAAAGGGCCAAAAAACACUGGAAGCCAUUAACAUAUCAUCAUCAUCAUCAUCAUCAUCAGAGAUAGAUAAAUUUGAUGGCAAUUUAAGUAAAGAGAUGACCUCCUACCAUCUGGGUUGUCGUGGACUUUUUUUGCCGCCUGGGAAAUUGGUUUGUCGUUACAAUUUUACCACUUCUCCAUUCCUGCGUUUGGCUCCAUUAAAACAAGAAGAAAUUAAUUUAGAUCCUUAUAUAGUUGUAUACCAUGAUGUACUCCAUGACAGAGAAAUUGCCCAAAUGAAAGAAGAGAUGGCAAAUGCUCAUAUAUCGAAUGCUUGGAUAGAAGAAAGGAAGGCAAAUCAAUCCCAAAUGCGACAAGUUAUUGGAAGAGUUUCCUGGUUAACGGACAGUUCAAAUUUCAUGGAUAGCGUCAAUCAACGUAUUAUGGAUAUGACAGGAUUUAGUAUGAAAGGCAUAGAGUCGCUACAAGUGUGCAAUUAUGGACCAGGAUGCAAUUUUAAGCCUCAUUAUGAUUACAUGGCUGAAGGUUAUGAACCGCCUAAUAUUUUAACUUUGGGCGAUCGUUUGGCUAGUGUUAUUUUUUAUGCUAGUGAAGUUCAUCUAGGUGGCGCCACUGUAUUUCCAAGACUUGAUGUUGCAAUAACCCCCAAGAAGGGUGCUGGUUUGGUCUGGUAUAAUACGUACGAUGACAGCACACAUGAUCAACGAAGUCAACAUGCUGUAUGUCCCACACUUAUGGGCUCCAGAUGGACUUUAACCAAAUGGGUUCAUCUGUCUCCUCAAAUGUUCCUAAAACCCUGCAGACCCAGAAAAUAGAAAAGAAAGUGUAGUAAACAUCAACAUAUUGUGGGCAACACUGAAACAUUCCUUUUGUUUUUGCUACAUCUAAGCGAAAAAAUAAAUUCAAAACAUCUAACAUCUAAUUUUCCUCAUUUUACGGUUCUUUAGUCAUGCUAAAGAGCAAACAAUUAAAUAAAUAUCAUAGUUUAAUCGA
Drosophila willistoni is the source of this 1684-nucleotide messenger RNA. RefSeq names its product prolyl 4-hydroxylase subunit alpha-2. Gene Ontology annotation, cellular component: endoplasmic reticulum. Gene Ontology annotation, biological process: peptidyl-proline hydroxylation to 4-hydroxy-L-proline. Gene Ontology annotation, molecular function: protein binding; iron ion binding; L-ascorbic acid binding. The record is from RefSeq and is a predicted model, not a curated record. The transcript is spliced from 6 exons. The coding region runs from base 16 to 1506 and encodes 496 amino acids. Lineage: Eukaryota; Metazoa; Arthropoda; Insecta; Diptera; Drosophilidae.